AUGGACAAUGGUUGGAACUUACUCAACAACAGUACCAAUGGUGUCAGAGGGCAGAAUGGUAAUUCCACUAACCUUGCAUGGGACAUUUGGGGGCUUGGUACUCCGCGGUUUGGUUGGACUAAUAGUCACAGCUCAUUAAACCUAGACAACACCACCUCCGUCACCGCCGCGGCACCGCCUGUCUCCGCCAAUUCAACAACCCUCCCAGAUGAGAGUGCAGUCCACGCGCUCAUGUUCUCCGACCAGGUGAACAAUGCCAAUCUUUCUUCUUCUUGUUCUCUAUACGCCGGGGGGUCCCAAUACCCACCGGACCCACACCUUACCUGCUUGGAACUUGGCAAGAGGCACUACUUCGAGGAUGCAACCCCUCUGGAUGAUCGACACGUGGCAGCUGGGUUCUCCUCAUCCAAAAGAUCCAAACCCUAUUGCAGUGGUGGUGGUCUUGUGGGUCCAUCUACGUCGGCUGCGGUGACUGUGGCUGCUCCACCGCCGGCGGUGCCGAGGUGUCAGGUGGAGGGGUGCCACGUAGCGCUGCUGAACGCGAAGGACUAUCACAGGAGGCAUAAGGUGUGUGAAAUGCACUCGAAGGCUCCAAAAGUUGUGGUACUUGGGCUAGAGCAACGGUUCUGUCAACAAUGUAGCAGGUUUCAUGCAGUGUCAGAAUUUGAUGAUGCAAAGAGGAGUUGCAGGAGGAGAUUGGCAGGGCACAAUGAGAGAAGAAGAAAGAGCUCCCAUGACCAUUCUGGACCUAGAAGCUCUAAUCAAGAUCAUAAACUGAUGGCUGGUAGAUAUCCAUACUUAUCAACGCCGACAGGGCGUGCUCUCUCUCUUCUGUCAACAAGGAACGACGACUCCUGGACCACAUCAGCCGACCUCUCCUCAAGAUGCAGUGCUGCACUGCAUGAGCUCAUUGCAGAGCAUCGUGCAGCCAUCUUUACUAGAGACUUGCAUUGGCACAAUCAUCCCAUGGAGGACAUAAAUGGACCCAAAAACGGGUCAACUUCUGUUAUGCCUAACCAGCACCAUAUGUUCCCUGAAACGAUCAACUGGGACCGUUUCAGUGAAGGUGAAGGACAUGUGACACUGGAUCUUAUGCAGGCUCCAAGUUCAACUUUCGGGUUUUUGUCGAUGAAGAGGAAGAGUUUUCCUGAUUGUGGAGCUCCUACUUUAGGAGAGCUUAUGUAGUUUUGAAUCAUAGAGCUGUCUGAUUGUAUUAUUGUGAUUUAGGAGGAAAAUAACUUUCUAGGAUAGCUGAUUGUUUUGGCCUCAAAAUUUGUUCACUACUUGAUUGAGAUAACCAUGUCUUAUUGCAUAUGCCUUUGAUUCAUUAUAUAUGAUUCAAAGCACACCUUACUGAUGCCUAUUAAUCUGAAGUUACAUAGACUGUGAAUUCAACCAAAAGGCGAGCAGAGCCCAAGAAACAGGGAAAGCCCAUCACGG
Messenger RNA from Ilex paraguariensis (yerba mate), 1440 nucleotides. Lineage: Eukaryota; Viridiplantae; Streptophyta; Magnoliopsida; Aquifoliales; Aquifoliaceae. The record is from the annotation of a GenBank genome assembly.